Molecule: messenger RNA, 1861 nt
Organism: Dendroctonus ponderosae (mountain pine beetle)
Lineage: Eukaryota; Metazoa; Arthropoda; Insecta; Coleoptera; Curculionidae
Product: CWF19-like protein 1
Exons: 9
Coding region: 205-1779 (524 amino acids)
Biological process (GO): mRNA splicing, via spliceosome
Cellular component (GO): post-mRNA release spliceosomal complex
Molecular function (GO): RNA lariat debranching enzyme activator activity
Source: RefSeq, a predicted model, not a curated record
AACUUGUUAGAAUUGUCGCUGUCAGUAAAGAGACCUAUAAACUAACCUAUAACCUCAAAAAAUUGCAGUCUUUUUGGGGCCUCUGACGGUCAUUUUCCUUUACAGGGGUUAGUUUUGAGGACUGAAUCAAAAUUAUCUGCCCUUAUUUGAUGUUUUAUUGAGUUGGGCUUUGAUGUGGUUGGCAGAACAGUUUAAAGUUGGAUCAUGGGGGAAAAAGUAAAAAUAUUAUUCUGCGGAGACGUGGAGGGCAGAUUCAACACUCUAUUCAAGAGGGUGGAAACAAUCAACAGCAAGUCUGGCCCUUUUGAUCUGUUGCUGUGCGUGGGGAAUUUUUUUGGGGUCAACAACAAGGAGUUUGGUCCCUAUAGGCUGGGGGACAAAAAGGUUCCUAUUCCGACUUACAUCUUGGGCCCCACCAAUCAAGACCAGCUUGCCGAGUUUCCCAAAGAAGAGGCCGAUUUUGAGUUGUGCCCCAAUGUCUACUAUCUCGGCAAAAGGGGCAUUUACAACGACAGCAAAGGCCUGAAAGUGGCCUAUCUUAGCGGGCUGGUUUGUUCGGGGGACAAAAAUAAGUGGAACUACGACGAGAGCGAUGUGUCUGACUUGUGCGACGUUGCCCUAAAGGGCAGCCCCUCGUUUAGGGGCGUUGAUGUUCUGCUCACCUCGCAGUGGCCCGCAGGGAUCGUUGAUAGAGGCAAAGUCAAUGUCGCUGAAGCCGCGCAGAGUGAGCACAUCAGCUAUCUCAUUAUGAAACUGAAGCCACGCUAUGUGGUCAGCGGGCUCGAGGGCGUGUUCUACGAAAGGGCGCCCUUCCGGUGCCCCAAUCUAGGAGAUCACGACACCACCUUUGAAACGGUCACCAGGUUUAUAGGGCUGGCCCGAGUGGGGAAUCCAAGCAAAGACAAGUGGAUCUACGCCUUGAGUGUUACGCCACUGAAUAAAAUGAAGAUUGCCGAGCUGCUCCAGAAGACCACCGAUGAGACUGAGUGUCCCUUUGCGAUAGACGAGCUGGAAAGCAAAGUAUUCAAAACCAAGAAAAGGAAAGGCGACAUUCCCAGUCAGUACUUCUACGACAUGAACGCCUCUAUGGAAGAUGAGAAGAGGAAGCAAAGGCCGAAGAGGCAACGAGUGGAAUUCGACCAAGCUAAGUGCUGGUUUUGCCUGGCAAGCCCUUCGGUGGAGAAGCACUUGGUUAUCACUGUAGGCGAAAGCUGCUAUCUGACUUUAGCCAAAGGUGGAAUGGUGCCUGAACACUUUCUCAUCUGUCCAAUGGAGCAUUUCCAGAACACCUUGGCGUGUUCGGAGGAAAUCAGACAAGAAAUGGCCCAAUUCAAGGAGGCCAUUCGCAAGUUUUACCAUCGAAAGGACACAGUGCCGGUCUUUUUCGAGAGAAACUACAAAACCUCACACAUGCAGCUCCAGGCUGUUCCCAUUCCUCAACAGGCUACGCGCGAACUAAAGGACAUAUUCCUGGAUGAGUCGGAGGCCCAAGGAUGCCGGCUGGAAGAACUCGAGUCGCACAGUCGUUUGGAUCAAGUGGUUCCGCCCAAAACGCCCUACUUUACUGUAGAGCUGCCCGACGGGCAAACGCUCUACACGAAAAUCCAGGGCUCCAUGAAUUUCCCCUUGAGUUUCGGGCGGGAAGUGUUGGCUUCCGGGCCUGUGCUGGAUAUGCCCGAUAGAGUGGAAUACCGGGAUUGUCUGAUCGAUAGAAGUGCAGAGGAAGAGUUGGUGGCCCGGAUCCGAACGGAUUUUGAGCCCUUUGAUUUCACCCAGUAAGGGUAAUUCAGAUGCGGAAUAUGCCGGAUAAAUUUCACAGCAUUUUCACGUUUUAUUUUAAUAAAUACAUAAUUUUAAAAAG